AUUUAUAGGUGGAGGACGUGCUUAAUUUUCCUUUCUAUGCAAAUUUAGAACGAGUUGCAAACCGAAGGUACAUAGAGCAUUACAAUGUAGAUAGUACCAGAUUCUCCAAGACUUCAUAUGGUUCUCCAAACUUUUGCAAUAAAGAUUUUCUAACUCUUGCUGUUCAGGAUUUCAACCUUUGCCAAUCUAUACAUCAUGAAGAACUGAAACAACUUGAAAGGUGGGUAGUAAAAAGCGGACUGGAUAGGUUGAAGUUUGCCAGACAAAAGUCUGCAUACUGUUACUUUUCAGCUGCAGCAACACUUUUUCCACCCGAACUGUCUGAUGCACGUCUCUCAUGGGCCCAAAAUGGUGUUUUGACUACUGUAGUAGAUGACUUUUUUGAUGUUGGAGGUUCUAUGGAGGAAUUAAGAAACCUUAUUCAUUUGCUUGAAAAGUGGGAUGUAAAUGCUAGCACUGACUAUUGUUCAGAGCAAGUUCAGAUCAUAUUUUCUGCACUUCACAGCACAAUUUCUGAGAUCGGAGACAAAGCAUUUAAAUACCAAGGGCGUGAUGUGAUUAGCCACAUAAUUGAGAUUUGGUUGGAUUUGAUGAAUUCUAUGUUAAGAGAGGCUGAAUGGACAAAAGAGAUGUCCGUGCCGACGUUGGACGAGUACAUGGAGAAUGCUUACAUAUCCUUUGCCUUAGGACCAAUUGUCCUACCGGCCCUCUACUUAGUCGGGCCAAAGCUCUCGGAGGAGAUCAUCCAGCACCCCGAAUACCACCGCCUGUUCAAGUCAUUGAGCACUUGUGGCCGUCUUCUAAAUGACUUAAAGGGUUUUGAGAGGGAAUCAAAAGAAGGGAAGCUAAAUUCUCUGUCAUUGCUGGCUACUCAUAGCAGCGGGGGUGUGACUGAGGAAGAAGAAGCAGGUGUGAGAGAGAUAACCAAUUUGAUCAGUGCUAAAAGGAGAGAGGUGCUGAGGUUUGUGUUGCAGGACGGCGGCGUGAUUCCAAGAGAUUGCAGAGAUGUGUUUUGGAAGAUGAGCAAAGUGUUGCAGCAUGUGUAUGCCAAAGAUGAUGGUUUCAGUGCACAAGGGAUGAUGGAAACUGUGAAGGCAAUUCUCCAUGAUCCAAUUGACCUCCAUUUGCUCUCUUCUGAAAAUUAAUUGCUCCAUUUGAUCUAUAAAUAAAUAAGUGGCACUUAUUUUAGCAUAAAAUAAAAGCUUUGAUGAGACAAUUUGGUUUCCCUAUUUGCUUCAACUAAGGAAAGAGAGAAGAUCUACGGAGUGAUUUCGGAGUGGUUUUUUUAUGUGUAAGCAAUGAAGAGUGUUACUUUGGUGCACUUAAGGUCCAGAAUUUUUUUAGAACUUCUCACAUAAAAAUUAAGCAAACGU
Cuscuta campestris is the source of this 1373-nucleotide messenger RNA. NCBI's taxonomy places the organism in Eukaryota, Viridiplantae, Streptophyta, Magnoliopsida, Solanales, Convolvulaceae. The record is from the annotation of a GenBank genome assembly.